AUGGACAUUCAAAGUGAGAGAGGUCAGGUUAUAAAAAAAAAAUUGGGGGAUUCGGGGGCGGGUUUGGGGGAUAGUCAUCCGAUGGGUAUAGGGACGGGGAUUCUCCGGAACCUCUUAAACGGGGAUGGGAUCGAGGACGAGGGUGGGGAUGGUAUUGCAUACACAGCUCCUACCCGACCUGUUGCCAUCCCCAUGCACACAUGA
Messenger RNA from Prunus armeniaca (apricot), 204 nucleotides. Lineage: Eukaryota; Viridiplantae; Streptophyta; Magnoliopsida; Rosales; Rosaceae. The record is from the annotation of a GenBank genome assembly.